Molecule: messenger RNA, 2599 nt
Organism: Nymphaea colorata (pocket water lily)
Lineage: Eukaryota; Viridiplantae; Streptophyta; Magnoliopsida; Nymphaeales; Nymphaeaceae
Exons: 16
Coding region: 500-2362 (620 amino acids)
Biological process (GO): nuclear DNA replication
Cellular component (GO): nucleus
Source: RefSeq, a predicted model, not a curated record
ACCAGCUGCGUGCUUCCAUAUUCAAAAUUUCAUCUCCCGGCGCCCUUUCCCAUUUCCCUCCUUUUCCUCUCUUAUCUCUCUUCCUGCAGAUCGUUUCUCAGCAGCAAGAGAGACGGCGGAGGCCGUCUUCUCCCUCUCAAAGUCGCUUUCCCCUCCUUUUCGCAGCCCUCUAUCGCCAAACCGUAACACUCUUUCUCGUCCAUUCUCACAGACGGCGGCCUCUCUACCGUCAUCUCCAAGCCCGACGGCGUGACCAGUCCGAUUCCUCUCCUCCUACCACGUUCUGGUGGCGGAAACGCAGCUCCAUUCCGGACAGACCUCUCAUCGUCGCCUUACCGCACCAUCGCCACUAUGUCCGACGGUUCAGGCAUCCGACCGGUGUGAGGGGCCGACGGUAUUGGGCAUCGGACGACCGACGGAGCUUCGGCUUGGCCCAUUAUAGGACGAGCGAUAGCUCAUUUUUUGGUAGGAUGACAUUAUAGUGGGGAUACCAGCUGACAUGGCCACAGUUGCAAUUGUCAAAACCUCAACAUGUAUUUCUCCAUGUGAGAAUCGUACAUCUGAUGUUCAAUGCAAUUAUAAAAAAAAGGAGGCACUAUUAGGAUUGGGGGAGGACAUAUUGAAAAAGGACAACAAGGUGGAAUUGGUAGCUUCAUUAUUCGCAGUUGAUUGCACUACUGCACAAAUGCCCCGUGGGCUGAAGAGAAAGGAGGCUGCCCAGACACCAAAGUACAUUGACACAAAGAUGGAUGAUGUUUACCCAGUUAAGAAAUUAAGUGACGUGCUUAAGUUGCCACCCAGAAAGCAGAACACUAAGGAUCGAUUAGAUCAAAGUUUAUCAGAAGGCGGAUUGAAAUUUUCCACUUCUAAUAUGAAAUUAAGGGACUUCUCAUGUGCUGACAAUGGAAACUCUAAUAUGCCUUCAAGCUCUUCUCCAAGUGGCAAUGUAUCCCAAGGUUUUCAAGCAAAACUUACUACAUGUUCCCAGAAUAAAUUCCGUCAUGUUGCUGAGCUAUCUUCUGGCAUUGAUGGCUUCUCUUCUUCUAGUCACAUUGAUAUGGAUCUAGCACUAAAAGGAUUUGCUGCAACUGAGCUUCCAAAGCCUUCUUUUUGUGCAUCUAGUGUUGGAUCUGGGAAUCAUCCUGGUCUCAUUUCCUCUAAUUUUUGCCAUGAAGUUCAUGUUCUUGGUGAUAAAGCUCCUCUGGACUUUACUUUAAAAUCUGAUAUGCGGCUGGUUUCCUCUUCUUCCGUGAGUUGGUGCCAUAGGUUAGCCGUAGGUGGAGGUGGAGAGGUCAAACUUUCUGGGGAUGUUCCCAAAUUGGUUGGAACUCCUCCAAAGGUUGAGGCCUUGUAUCCUGAAGCCUUAUGUUCAUGGCUGUAUCCUCAAACUUCUUUACCAUCUUCUGUUGUAUCUUCGUUGACAAUCUCAUCUGCUCGUGGAGGUCUAGCAGAAAUAGAUUUUUUAUCAAAAAGACAGCUUGAUUGGGAAGAUUCAUUUCGGAGUCUCUACUACAUGCUGAGACGGAACAUGUGCAGCAUCUUUUAUGUUUAUACUUCACAUUUUGUUGCUAUGUUCAUUGGUGGAGAUCUUUUGGGGAAACAGAAGCACUCGUGUAAUGCUUACCUGUCUCGGUCUACCAGGGGCUUGCGUGCCUUGCUGAAAGAGAAUGACAUCGGAUUUACCAUGCCUCUUUGCCGUUCUGAAGUUGAGAACCCUACCACUGAAGAUUUGCAUGAACUAUCCGAGUUUGAGAGAAGAAAUCCUGGACAGACCAGUCAUCGAGAUCAUAUGUAUGAUGUAGACAACAGCUCUGAGUCUUUACUUGCAUUUGUUGGAAUUGAAAAUGUGCAUGGGUUGUAUGACAUUUUGUUGAAUUACAGGUCAUUUUUGAGCUCAUUGAACUCCACUGAUGUGCCAGUACUUUAUUCACCUGUGCCUUUCUUGAAUGCAUCUUCUCAUUCUCCUCAGGUAAGAUGCAAGCAAGUGAGGAGAGCUGAUACAAUUCAUUGUACAACGGGAACUUCACAUGUGGGGAUUGAGGGGGAUCCUUCAUCUAGCAUUUGUUACAGUAUUGAGAUCAGGGAUUCUGUUCUUCCACCAUGGGUUAUUUGCCGGAUUUGUAAGGUGAUGGGGCUGGAUGAUAAAACAUUUGAGGCAAGCUUUACAAUGGAUCCUCUUUCAAUUGGUUUGAAUGCUGCUCUCUGUGACGUGUCCCAAGAAACUCAUGACAAAAGCUCAUCGGACGAUCCCAGUGCCUGCAGUUUCAUGAAUGCUGUAGUCAACAUAUCUCUGAGAUCGGCUUGCAUCCAAGGACUCAAGUAUAAAGGUGCUUCUUAUAUUGCUUCCCUCUCGCCCGCUUGAAGUACUUCCCUUGUGCAUGGACAAGCAGAAGUUGAAGGAACUAGACAAUUUCAACAUAAUCUUAUCUAAUUAACUAAAAGAAGAAAGCACUUGUAAAUUUUCUUGACCCAAAGUAAAGUUGUAUGAUGUGUCUCAAGGUUGCGGCCUUGCGGCAUGGUAACAAAAACUUGUUGGUGAAAUGUGGAUUUUUUGUUGUAAUCUUGCAUAUUUUAUCCUAUUCUUCAAGCAGUUAGUCCA